GCCCCUGCUAGCAAGGAUGACACGCACAUGGAUGACAAGCACCCGCCGAAUGCAGAAGCUUCUGCCGGUGAAACCGCAGAGGAAAUGUUGGAGAGGUUGCAGGAUGAGCUCAACGCUGCUCCAACUACCACUGCAGCACCGAAAGCAGCGGCUCAGGGCUCAGAGUUUCUGAGCGUCAGUGGUGCCUCGACUAGCACCGUGGUUGGUGGCGCCCAAGCGGGUGCUUUGGUUGAAGGGCCGACGGUGUUCGACGAGUGGUUGUCCUUGAAACUGGCGAUGGUGAACAUCAUGUACAGCGUGAAGAACCUCGAGAAGCUGCAGAUCUACGACACCCUGUUGGUUCCCCGACUGCACUUGGUCCUACGGUUGCUCGGCGAGAAGAUGGUCAGAGGACCACCGCCAGCUUCACCGCAGAAGAUGGAUGGAGUGAGUAGUGGAAGUGGUGGCCAACCGCCACCGCCUCCGCCGCUCCCUGCCGAAGAGAUGAAUGUGAAUUCUCAAGGCCUGGGACUGGGCCAACCUACCUCCAAGAGUGGGGGCGGGAAGGUCAACGUUAAGUCGUUGAAUGGACCAAGCCCGGGCGCUUCAGCAAACAAAGCUCAGCAUGAUGGUGCUGACCAAGGCGACAAGGCUGGGAAACCAGCUGGGGGGUCAGGCAUCACAGCGGCUAAUGCGGGAUCAGUUACGUCGUCAAUGGCGUGCAAAUUUUGGGGCACUGAGAACGGCUGCCGCAAGGCGGACCAAUGUCGGUAUGUUCACUCGGUCUUGAAUCCGAAGGACAACCGCUGUUUCAAGUGUUCCGCUGUGGGGCAUUCUAAGAAGGAUUGCCCGGUGGGGAAAAAGAAGAUUGCCAAGACAAAGGUUGAAAAGGAUCAUGCCAGUAGUUCUGCAUCCGCUGCCAAGGGCGGUGCGGAAACUGCAGUGAAGGCUGAGCCAAGUCGUCACACCACGUACCGUGAAGAAGGUACUCCGACUAAACCGUUGGAAGACAAGGAGGGUGUGGACGAUAUGGUGCAGGAUUGCAAAUCCGUUUUGAAGGUGAUCGUGCCGGUCAUGAAGACCAUCUGUGCCAAGGGGGCCUUGUGUAAGGCUGCCAGCGAGAUGAUUGAGCAAUCUGCUCGAGAGUGGCAAAAGGGAUGGCCUCCUGGAAUAGAAAUACUCACGGUCGAUACGGCCGACAGUGAUCAACAGAAUCUUCACCGACCAGAGGUUUGGGCCUUUCUCGCACAUGUGGUGCGAACUCACCCAAUCGUGGCAAUCAUUGGCGGCCCACCAUGUCGAACAGUAAGUCGCUUACAAGCCCUUCAGUCUGGACUGCGACCACUGAGAGAUCGGUGUGAGCACAGGUUCGGACUCCCAGGGCUGAGUGACCAAGAACAACACAAGGUGGAUGGAGACAGUGCUCUUCUGCUAAAACAGGUUGGGUUACACCGACUGGCCGAGGAAUCCAAAACGGAUGACAAUCCGAGGGUGGGAUUCUUUUUGGAGUCGCCGGAAGACCCUGCCGUGUGGGCGAAUGAAGCGAAUUCUCCAACCUUUUGGGUAUGGCCGGAAGUCACUCAACUCCUAGAACAACCUGACAUGCGGUUGAUAUCGUUUGAUCAGGGUCGGUACGGACAUGAGAGGGUGAAACCAACCUCUUGCUUGUCCAAUCUUCCGUUUUUGGAGGAUCUGGAUCAAGCGCGCUGUGAAAGACCGCAUGGAAAGGUCUUGCAUCCAGAAAUUCCAGAGAGGGUCAAACAGACCGAUGAUUGGUCUGCAUGGGCCCCGGGACUCAAACACGCCCUGAGGGAUCACCAACCUCCGCUCCAAGAGCCGCCCACGGAAGUGGUGGAAGCGCCAGAUUGGGGGGAGGGUUUGGAGGAAUCUGAGUUCCCAUUGGAGGGAGAAGAAGAAUCUGGGUCACCAGAGCUCGGCGACGAAGUUGCCAAGGCGUCCCACGAUCCAGCCAAUGCUCCGGGGGCUGACCCUGAAAUUGGGGGGGAGGCAUCCCAUCAGAAGUCAGGUGACUGGGUUGAUGAGGAGAUCAGCAAGUGCAGCCGACCUCUGCUUUACCUGCGGAAUGCUGGGUUUACAAACGAUGAGUGGCCCACCGCUCUCCGGUACUCGGCCGAAGAGAGAAUGAGGGUCCAAUUGAGUGCCCUGGGCGUCACCAUGAUGCCCAUGCUUCCGUAUGGUGCCUCUGUGGUUGUGAAAAGGAAACGAUGGCAUUCCCCUGGAGUACUUGCUCCUCCGUAUGUCAAUGCCACGCUUCUCACUGCUAGCCCCAAUAUGAGUCAAGGUUGGGUCGUGCGGUCGGAAGCGGGGCAGGUGCUCCAUGUAAGAGAGGCCAUUCUGCCUGCAUCCCUGGGAGAGCAGGUUGCCAUGGAAUUGCGGGAAGAAUCGGCUGAUUUGCCGCAACUGGAAGAAAGAGAUGACAAUGGAGCGGUAGCGGAACCCUCACGACGAAGGCUCGUGGGUAAACAGCCGCCGUCCAACCGGUCAGGGAUCGCUUUGCCAGACCGCGAAGCUUAUGGUCCUGUUCAACAGUUGGUUGUAGACUCAACCGUCAACAGGGAUGACUUUGAACAAACGGGGGAGGCUCCAGCGCAAUUAGGCUUUCUACCAGCCGAGUUGCCAGCGGAUGCGCCUUACUCUCCUAGUUUGGGCCCUGAAGACACUGCAGACCUCGAGCUCCCGGAGGUUGCCUCUGGGGGGAGGGUCUCGGCACUCGAGCUUCCGGAGGUUGCCUCCGGGGGGGAGUCUCUUUCGGCGCUGAAUGUGCCUGACUUGGAAAAAAUUAUAGUGAGAAAAAUCCGCAAGGAACAAGCGGAAGGGGUUCUGUUGGGAAGCCACAAUCGGCUUCUGAUGGGUUUGAGUGAAGCAUUGAGACGGGUCCCAACGAGUGAACAGGAGGGACUGGAAUACGGAAAACAGCUCCGUUACAUGCUUCAAGAUCGCCUGGAGCUGGAAGAAAUGCUCCAAGUGUUGUCAAAACUGCAAAAGGCGGACAUGAUUCGACUGUGCGGACUGAGAACCGAUGAACCACUAAGGAACACUGAGGUCGGUGAACGAGAGCCUGAGAACCAAGACUUCUUGCCUGAUGUGGUCGCUGGUGCCGAGUUGGAAUGGCGCGAGACGGAGACCGCUGACGAGCUCAAGGUGAAGGCCGCUACGGUAGUUUCUUCCUUGAAAAAAUGGGUCAAUGUGCCCAUCGUAGGUGAGGUGACCGAAAAGGUCAAGGCUUUUGUAGCUGUGGUUUUCACUUUGGUGGUGAUGUCAUUGGUUGUACGGCUGAAGAGAUUGGAGAAUCCGGGCUGCCCCGGGUCGUUCAGAACUUGCGCAUUGCGUUUGCGCGACGCCAUGGCAAGCACGACUGGUGAUGGAGCUGGAGGAGAUGAACCUGACGAAGAUCGGCCGGACAAGUCCUGGGUGAAGGGCGACUAUGAGCCGGAGCCUUCGAAGAAGAAAAAAAAGAAGAAGAAGAAGGGCAAAGGGCACCGACAUGAAGGUGAAGGGGAAACUGCGGAGGAUCAGUUGGAGUCCUUCAAGAGAGCAAAAAAGGAGGAGCCAACCCCCGUCGCAGUACCUGCUGAGACCCGCUCCGAACCUUCGGCAGACACCGACGAUGACUGGGGAAAGUGGAGAGGAAAUAGAAGGGACCAAGAGCCAACUGAAGCGCCUGAAGCUCCGGAAGCUGCUCCAGGAACGCCAGUGGUGAUCUUGGGAGAAGCGGUGCCUACCACACCACCGCUAUACCCCUUGGUUGAUGCUGCUGGACAUGGUAGCUUCAGGCCCCCGGAACCAAAGAAUCCGCCGAGGACUUCUGCUCUACGGCAACAGCUGCUGGGCCGACAACAGAUGUUGGACCGACUACGGACGCUGGGCCGACAACAGAUGACGGACCUUCGAGCUCCAGAAGCUCGAUGCACCUUCCUGGGCAUUUGGUGUCCUACUCAGUGCGAGGUUUUGGCAGAAGCUUCACCUGAUCGGUCCGAAGAGCAUGAAGAGUGGACAGGGGAUCCAGCUGGGUCCAAUGAAGAGCCUGAGGAGGAGGUGCCGCCAGAAGUUCCUUCGGAGAAGGAACAAUCAGAAGAUCGAUCCGACAAGGAUCGUGAGAAAAAGGAGAAGAAAAGGAAAAAGAAAAAAGAGGAGGAGAUCGAGAGGUUGCCGGUCGUCGAAAGAGGACCACGUGAUCCACCACCAGAUCCUCCUGCACCUGCUUUGAAGCUGGCCGCGCUGAGGAUGCCAUGCAACACUGGCCGCGACGAAGGUCAUGGUCGACGUCAGCAGGGAGAAGAAGGCCAAGCCGAUGAAGAGGAACCCUGGGAACGUGCUGAGUUCCAACAGCCGCCCUCGGGAAAGAAGGAUGGAUGGACGCCACAGCUGAAGGGCUGGGUGAUGAGAAAACAUGGAACCAUGCGAGAGCGAAGGUUCCACCCGCUGCACCGUGGUGUUCCAUUCGACCCCAACUGCUUGGAAGCGCUGUGGGUGACCGUAGCCUUUGGACAGGACGGUCGAAGAACUGUCCACCGAGAUCGAUGGUCGGAUGGACCUAGGGAUCUCUUUCCCACCAAGGAGUCUUGGAGGGGCUUCACGUUCUUCAAGCUGAAGAGCCUGGAGGGAAACCAGGACGGUAUCGGACAGGUACCUCGCUACCAUGCGGGGGAAGAUGGUCCUUUACCGUAUGUGCCAACUCAGGAACCUUUUGGGCCUACAACGACUUCGAGCUCUACCUCGAAUGCUGCGGCGGAACCUUCGAGCUCUACCUCGAAUGCUGCUGCGGAACCUUCGAGCUCUACGGCUGCGGCUGCUGCUUCUGGCGCUGUUCUGCGCUGGGGCUACCGCCGAGGAGGCGCUGCUGAGAGGGGCCGAGUAGUUGUACAGGCUGGUUCUCAGACCCCGCGACCUCCUGCCAAUGCCGAAGAAACUAGCGGCGAGUGGAGCGUCAUAGAGGAGGCCCCUGCUAGCAAGGAUGACACGCACAUGGAUGACAAGCACCCGCCGAAUGCAACUGGGCAUUUGGCUCAAGACCUGAGGCCUGAAAAAAGGUACAAGCUGUUGCUUGGCGGCCGACUCUGCCGCAAAGGUAGUAGCCGUUCAAUACCCCACCAUGUCUGGAUG
Messenger RNA from Cladocopium goreaui, 5103 nucleotides. NCBI's taxonomy places the organism in Eukaryota, Dinophyceae, Suessiales, Symbiodiniaceae. The record is from the annotation of a GenBank genome assembly.